Messenger RNA from Alosa sapidissima (American shad), 1499 nucleotides. RefSeq lists its product as uncharacterized. The record is from RefSeq and is a predicted model, not a curated record. Lineage: Eukaryota; Metazoa; Chordata; Actinopteri; Clupeiformes; Clupeidae. Bases 252 to 1499 code for a protein of 415 amino acids. The transcript has 3 exons.
CGACUUUUGGCAUUAAUCUCGUUGCAGUUACUGCUCUUCUGUCAAUAUUGACAGUAUACCACCCAGAGCUGCCUAGAGAUGCUAGGACACUUCUUGGCACUCAAAGGAGAAUAGCUGUGGAAACAUUAGGUGGGGGUGAAUUGAAUUCAAUCCACCUACCUAGUUGCCUUCAGACAAUUAGAUUGCAAUUUAACAUCGAUGGUUUACCCAUUUUCAAAAGUUCUAAAGUUCAGUUUUGGCCAAUCCUGUCAAUGAUUGAUUGCGAUUACACGAAAAAAACUUUCAUUGUGGGUCUGUUCUGUGGUAAUGCAAAACCGUCUAAUGUGCAUGAUUACCUGAAGACAUUUGUAGAUGACCUCACCCAGUUACUGAAAGAUGGACUGACCUACAGAGGUGAAACUCUGAAGGUGAUGGUGUGUUCUUUUAUAUGUGAUGCUCCAGCACAGGCUUACAUAAAACAGACAAAGUCCCACAAUGGCUACUCUGGGUGCGACAAGUGCCAUCAAGUAGGUGUGUGGCAAAAUAAAAUGACAUACCCUGAGAUGAAUGCCAGGCUUAGGUCUGAUGAAGACUUUGCUUUGAUGUCAGACACAGAUCACCACCUACAUCCUAGUCCCCUUACUGGCAUUGUCCUGAUGGUAACACAGUUUCCAAUCGAUUACAUGCACCUGUGCUGUUUGGGUGUAACUCGAAAACUUAUUCUGUUCUGGAUGAAGGGAAAAAAUCUGGCCACUAGACAGCCAUCUAGAGUGAUCACAGCAAUAUCAUCGAAACUGAUUGCUCGCCGUCCCCAUAUUCCCACUGAAUUUGCCCGAAAACCACGAGAACUUGCAGAAAUAGACAGAUGGAAGGCCACAGAGCUAAGACAGUUCAUGGUCUACAGUGGGCCUGUGGUUCUGAAACACAUUCUCCCAAGAGAGAUAUUUGAAAACUUCUUGUUGUUCUCUGUGGGUGUGUUUUUAUUGCUCAGUCCCAACCUCUCUGCACCCAUGAUUGAUUUUGCCAAUAGAGUACUGACAGCAUUUGUAAAAAACUUUGGAGACUUAUAUGGUGAAGGGGAAAUUGUUUUUACUAUACAUCAGGUGAUACAUCUAACUGAUGUAUACCGACAAUUUGGUGCCCUUGACCGUGUCUCUUCGUUUCCCUAUGAAAAUUUUCUUGGAAAAAUAAAAAAAAUGUUGAGAAAGCCUCAUCAACCAUUACAACAAGUGGUCAAGAGACUGUCAGAGGUGCCUGAUGCCUUGACUCCACCUCCAAGUGCGCAGCCCCUUUUGUUUGACUCACACCAGGAUGGUCCAUUGCCACUGCAAUUCAGCAAUGCCAAACAGUACAGAAAGGCAUUAACAAAAGACUUCUGUCUGUCAACAAAGACUGGGGACAACUAUGGCACAGAUGUGGAAGGUGGUCGAGUUCACGGACAAAGGCGCUGCCGUAGUGCCAUCCAGCUGGCUCGAGGAGGCUGGGGAAAGCUGGAGGUGUUACUGGCCUGGCUCCUAUGA